GGCACCGGCGUGACGUCACGACACGUCCCCUACCGGCUACCGUCCGCUGGUUGCCGCGGUGACCGGCUUGGGCUGGCUCCGGCCCCUCUGACAGGGGCUCUGUGCCAUGGGGCCGAGCACUGGGAACAGGAGCUUGAGCUCCGGGUCGCCGUCGCCGGCCUCUGGCCGGUCGCCUCCAGGUUGCGGGAAUGGGGCGCUCAUGGACAGUUUCGGGAUUUUUUUGCAGGGCCUGCUGGCAGUGAUGGCCUUCAGCAUCCUUAUGUUGAAGCGUUUUCGAGAACCAAAGCAUGAACGACGUCCUUGGAGAAUAUGGUUUCUGGAUACAUCCAAACAGGCGAUUGGGAUGCUGUUCAUUCACUUUGCAAAUGUCUACCUGUCAGAUCUCACUGGAGAGGACCCUUGCUCCCUAUACUUAAUUAACUUCCUACUUGAUGCCACGCUUGGCAUGUUGCUUAUCUACGCUGGAGUCAGAGUGGUAAGCUGCAUUGUGGAGUGGAGACAGUGGGACGCUUUGCGUUUUGGUGAAUAUGGUGAUCCUCUGCAGUGUAAGGCGUGGGUUGGUCAGUGUGCCCUCUACAUCCUCAUCAUGACCUUUGAGAAAACAGCCAUUGUCCUUGUCCUGCUCAUACCAAAUCUCAAAGAGAUUGCCAUGCUGAACCCUAUAGAAAACCCACAGCUCGAACUGGCCAUUGUGAUGCUCAUAGUGCCCUUUUUUGUUAAUGCAUUAAUGUUCUGGGUUGUUGACAACUUUUUAAUGAAGAAAGGGAAGACAAAGGCCAAGACUGAAGAGAAAGAUGGGCGUCCAGACUCACGAAAUGGGAACAAAAUAAGAUACAGACGGGCAGCCUCACAUGAUGAAUCAGAGUCAGAAAUACUCAUAUCAGCAGAUGAUGAAAUGGAGGAAUCAGAAGGUGAGGAGGAUCUGCGCCGCCUGACCAACUCCAAGUCGGUCAAGAAAAAGAAACAUCGCUUUGGCUUGCCUGUAUGAUUUCCCUUUCAGCUGUAGCGUGGCAAGGCCCGCAGGCAGAAAACAGAGUCCAGCUGUCUGGCACAUGAACUCUUCCAGCCACUACCUCUACUGUCUGACUUCAAAAA
Spea bombifrons (plains spadefoot toad) is the source of this 1095-nucleotide messenger RNA. It is a transcript of the gene STIMATE, whose product is annotated as STIM activating enhancer. Gene Ontology annotation, biological process: activation of store-operated calcium channel activity. Bases 107 to 988 code for a protein of 293 amino acids. The record is from RefSeq and is a predicted model, not a curated record. The transcript has 8 exons. Gene Ontology annotation, molecular function: calcium channel regulator activity. NCBI's taxonomy places the organism in Eukaryota, Metazoa, Chordata, Amphibia, Anura, Pelobatidae. Gene Ontology annotation, cellular component: cortical endoplasmic reticulum; membrane.